AUGAUGAGGGCAAGUAUAGUGGUUCUUCGAGCGCGUUCGCCUCCUCCUUUUAGGCUGGGCUCUUAAGGGUUAAGACGAGGGGGGAAGCGUUGGUGGACGCACAGGCCGGCUCAUGUCCUGUCAGUGGCGAAUUCGCAAUUUCACUCCCUUUCUGAGCAUCCUUGCUCCCUACUGCCAGCAAUUUCUUGCUGUGGUCGUACACUCCAGCAACCCAGAUUCUCCACCGUUCCGCAAAUUCUUGCUCAGGUUUCAAGCAAGCCACUGACAGCAGCCUGUCUUAUUUUGGGGAACGUAGCCUCCUCGACUGCGGAUGCAGCUUAACAAUAACGCAGGAAGCAUGUUAAAGAACUGCAGCUAUUUGCCUUGCACGUUGUGUUCAUUUCUCUUUAUAUCUCCAUUUUCCUGCUCCGAUCCCAUAAAGGACAAUCUCUCUUGCAAACAAAACCCCCAGAGCCUAGUUAGCGGGACCGAAGGCUCCCAGACACGGAUUGCCUGCCAGCCACAGCACGGUAAGGACAUGAGCACUUUUGGCUAGUUUUGCAUGGCAGUUUGAUGGAGCUUACUGAAUGUGGUUCUUCCCACCUACCCACCCACCCCGUUUGCAUCCAUCAUUUCCAGAUCAGAUUUGUCGGCAUGGCAGGCAGCCCCUGGCAGUCCCAGUCUCCAUUUUCAUCCUCUGA
Molecule: messenger RNA, 680 nt
Organism: Podarcis lilfordi (Lilford's wall lizard)
Lineage: Eukaryota; Metazoa; Chordata; Lepidosauria; Squamata; Lacertidae
Source: the annotation of a GenBank genome assembly